Molecule: messenger RNA, 2853 nt
Organism: Trichosurus vulpecula (common brushtail)
Lineage: Eukaryota; Metazoa; Chordata; Mammalia; Diprotodontia; Phalangeridae
Gene: LZIC
Product: leucine zipper and CTNNBIP1 domain containing
Exons: 7
Coding region: 359-931 (190 amino acids)
Biological process (GO): negative regulation of Wnt signaling pathway
Cellular component (GO): beta-catenin destruction complex; cytosol; nucleus
Molecular function (GO): beta-catenin binding
Source: RefSeq, a predicted model, not a curated record
AGCCCCGCUGCUGAUUGGACGGGGGCUCGGCCUCACAUCCGGGCUCAGAAGGAGGCACCUCCUCAACAUGGUCGGUCUCACCUCGGCUGCUGCGGCGGCGGCGGCGGCGGCUGCGGCUGUGGCGGCGGCUCUACGUAGCUCUGGCUUCGGCUCUAGGGCCCCGAGGCGGUUUACCUCAGCAUAACCGCAGCGCGGGGGUGGGGGCGGUGCUCCCGCUCAUUGGCUGCCCCGCCGGAAGUGCGUCAUCGCGCACGCGCAGGAAAAAGCGGGGUCCUGCCUGGGCCUGCCUUCCCGCUCUGGUGGCCGUCGGGUUGGAGCCUUCAGGUACGUUUACUCACCUUUCUAUGAAAAAACUAAAAUGGCUUCUAGAGGAAAGACAGAGACAAGUAAAUUGAAACAGAACUUAGAAGAACAGUUGGACAGACUGAUGCAACAGUUACAAGAUCUGGAAGAAUGCAGAGAAGAGCUUGAAGCAGAUGAAUAUGAAGAAACCAAAAAAGAAACUUUGGAACAGCUGGGUGAAUUCAAUGAUUCACUGAAGAAAAUUAUGUCUGGAAACAUGACUUUGGUAGAUGAACUUAGUGGGAUGCAACUGGCCAUUCAGGCAGCCAUCAGCCAGGCCUUUAAAACGCCAGAGGUUAUCAGAUUGUUUGCAAAGAAACAGCCUGGGCAGCUGCGGACAAGAUUAGCAGAGAUGGACAGAGAUCUGAUGGUUGGAAAACUGGAAAGAGAUAUAUACACCCAACAGAAGCUGGAGAUACUGACUGCUCUGAGGAAACUUGGAGAAAAGCUAACUGCCGACGAUGAGGCCUUCCUGUCCACAAAUGCAGGCGCGGCCCUCAGCCAGUUUGAGAAAGUCUCCACUGACCUCGGUUCUGGGGACAAAGUCCUCGCUUUGGCAAGUUUUGAAGUAGAGAAAAACAAAAAAUGAUGAGGAGCUCUGUAGAAUCCCUGGGCAUCGGUCAUGGCACAGACGGCACGCUUGUUUUCUACUGCGGAUCUAAAGUUAUCUCUGAGAACUCUAGAGAACCUGGGAGCAUGUGAACAGCAUGAGAAAAGCCUAAUGGAGGUGCCCUCUGUCUCCAUCUGCCUGCCUCACUAGUGUGUGUGGGCAGUGGGAGAGAUGUGCCACAUAGAUGGAUAGACACACACACACACACACACACACACACACACACACACACACACACACACACACACACCCCUUAGAAGGGUCUGUCUGCGGAAGGCAGCAGAGACGAGGGAGGAGGGAGGGCACGUUUUCAACAUUAGGCUCAGUUUCUCUGUACAUCUCUGCUCAGGUUCCUUGUUUGCUUAUGCUGAUGGUGCAUGGAGCCUAGCAGUGAUAACAGCUUGUUUCCCUCUUCCGACUGUCCCCUCUCCAUGCUGUACUGGUUUACUGCUCUUUCCACAUCCUUAGGGCUUCCCUACUCAGUGGAGGUCCAAAGGAGUGAAAUGAUUUGUUCAAAGUUAGUGGCAGAAGCAGGAUUAGAACCCAGAUCUCCAGACUCCCAGUUUAUCUCUUCCUACUACACCAUGCUGCCUUCAGCGUCCCCUAAAAGUGGUGUCUAUAUUUAUAGAGUCUUACUCUAUAUGAUUUAAGCAAGGUAAUUGUGGAAGCCUGGCUUUUUUGAAAACUGUAUUCCAGCAAAAAAGGAGCAUCCCAGCAGCCUGUCUGCUCUCCAUAUGAAUGGAAGCCAUUGUAGCUCUGAAUUUUGAGCAGUGAACAACGGGGGCCCUGUUGGUGGGAGCCUCCUGGAGUCACCGAACCUCCUGCGUUGUCUUGCCAGGGAAUCAGUAGGAAAUGGCAUCACAAGGCCUGCCCUCCAUGACCUGUGGCUGUAACCCUGGGCCAUUUGACUGGGACCUGCCCCUCCCUCUCUGGUUUUCUAGGACUGGCAUGAGCUGUCAGGAACAGCACACCAAUGUCUGUCUUGCUGUGUUGGUGUUCGUGUGUGUGCGCUCAGCUGUUUCUCCUUUCUUUGUCUGGUGUGUUCGUGAUUCUCUGGUUCCCCUACUUGGUUUCUUUUGCACAUCACACAGAACAUCCAAUAUCUGUGAAGCUUUCUAUGUACUUUAAACGGCUCUUUUGUUCAUAGAUGGGAAUUCUGCCUCAGGUAGGAAUUAUACCUUCUUUAGAACCAGUAAUAGGAGUCAUUGUUUGCUGAGGUUACUGGUUUGUGGCUUUCAGUCCCACAUGCCUCCUGUCUUCCCCCCUCCUGAUGAGGUUGUGGCUCACCGUGCAGAAGCACCUGCCAAUCACCACCUCAUGCUUCUGUCCUCUUCCUUUCACGGUCAUUCCAUGGCAAUCUGCUUUUUUAACUGUUAUCAUAGCAAGAAAAUGAGGAACAGAUUCUGUCCAAAACCCCCGGGGAAGGGGCUCAGGGGACCUUCAGCUCGGUUUUUUGUUUUGUUUAGUUUCGAAACCAAGUCAUGACCUUCCAGGACAGAACUUGGUCUUGGUCAUUUUGAUCUCAAGUUCGAUCAUGUAUGUUUUGAAGCUGAUUUUCCUUUAAAAUGACCUUGAUUAGAUGACUGGUUGAAAUGGCCAAGUUUGUGGUGCCCAGAGAAACAAAGGUCCUGUGGCCCUGAUGGCCUUUCUCAGAUGAGGGGAGAGCUCGACCACUGGCAAACUCUUCCGAAAUGGCCUUUGGGGUGAGGGCUCCCUGAAGUCUGCUGAGGUGGAAUGUAGUAUUGCACCUGUAUGGUUGGAGAGAGAGUGGACUGUGCAGUGGUUCUGUCUGUGCCAUGGACUCUGCUGGGGAUCUGCUGUUUCAUUAAAGGAGAGACCUUGACAAGUGAAUCACAUCCUAUGCAAACCAUAGUCAUUAAAUAAUUUUCAAACUUUGGCCA